UGCGAUUCUGCGACAAUAUACUCUAUUUGCAAUAUUGCACAUCAGCACAUGUGAAGUUUAUAUAAAAAAUUUCUCCAAUAAGGCCUAAGAUGUCAGUACUCAUCUUCAUUAAGUACGAUCUCCCGGUACAAAGCUAUCAUCAUCUUGCUUUCAGAAUGUACGUCUCUUGCCACAGUUAAUUUCAAAAUUGACGAGGUCAAACGCUAAUCAAUGGCUACCUUUCUUUGGUUCUUGAUUCUGGGUUGCGCCGCCCUCGCCACACCGGCAGAUCUGGCCAAUAACGGCAGCCCUUCGUUUUCCCACCCCACCAGCGUCUUCCUUCUCGCCGGACAGAGCAAUAUGGCCGGCCGUGGUGGCGUGGUCCAUGACGUCUGGGACGGCUACAUCCCGCCUGAAUGCCGGCCCAACCCAUCGGUUCUCAGGCUCAACCCGGCCCAGAAGUGGGAGCUAGCCCGAGAACCGCUCCACUCCGGCAUAGACCUGAACAAGACGGUCGGAAUCGGGCCCGGAAUGUCCUUUGCGCAGUCUCUGAUGAGCAGGGACCGCAACGUUGGGGUGAUUGGUUUGGUCCCCUGCGCCGCCGGAGGGACGAAAAUCAGCGAGUGGGCCCGCGGCGGCCACCUCUUCAACCGGCUGAUACGCAGGGGAAAGACGGCGGCGCGCGGCGGAGAUAAGAUCCGGGCGCUCCUGUGGUACCAGGGGGAGAGCGACACCGUGAAUCUUGAGGAUGCUAACAAGUAUGGGGAUAGACUGCGGAAGUUGUUUAUGGAUGUGCGCACUGAUAUGGGACUGCCCACUCUUCCAAUCAUUCAGGUGGCUUUGGCAACGAAACAAGGACCUUAUAUGGACAUAGUGAGGGAAGCACAACUGAAAGUGGGCCUUCCCGGAGUGAAAACAGUGGAUGCCAAAGGUUUGGAGGUUGGCUACGAUUAUGUCCACCUCACCACUACAGCUGAGGUUGAGCUUGGGAAGAUGAUGGCUGAAGCUUUCUUCCGUCCAUCUCCCCCUCCUCUCCACCUUCAAACUAUUAGCAGCAACAAGAACAACAACACCAACAGCAACCACAACGGCAGUGACAACCACAAUAGCGCUGCCCCAUUGGCGACCAUAUCCCUACCACACCUUUCUUUCUGCUUUUCUCUUCUCAUCACCUUAAGCCUUUUAUUACAGUAUCAUUAGGUCAAGUUGUGUUAAUGAUCAGUUCAUUCAGGAAUAUCUUGCUCAUAAAAAGGUUGCUAAUGGGUGCUACUUUUAUGAUUUAAUUUUACUUUCCCCUUUUUGGUAUAUACUUCGUAUGAUGUACAAAUUUCAAUACCAAAAAAAUUGAACAAUGACUUCUUUUCUCUCUCACAUUUUUAAUUGAAAUUAUUUCAAUCC
Cuscuta europaea is the source of this 1377-nucleotide messenger RNA. The record is from the annotation of a GenBank genome assembly. NCBI's taxonomy places the organism in Eukaryota, Viridiplantae, Streptophyta, Magnoliopsida, Solanales, Convolvulaceae.